AUGGCGGGACUUGUACCCGUGCUGCGACACAGGGCCCCCGUGCUGGCGUUCAGCGCCAUGUGCGCAGGAGCCGCUUACGCCGUGUACUACGCCCAUCACCAGCAGAUCACGGAGAAAAAGACCAUGCGCCAAGGCGUGAUCAACGAUAUCAAGCGGGACCGAAUCAAGCGGCGACACAUGGAGCAGCAACAGCAGCAGCAACGGGAACUGGACGCUCAGCAGUAG
Messenger RNA from Hyaloperonospora brassicae, 225 nucleotides. NCBI's taxonomy places the organism in Eukaryota, Oomycota, Peronosporomycetes, Peronosporales, Peronosporaceae. The record is from the annotation of a GenBank genome assembly.